Molecule: messenger RNA, 1614 nt
Organism: Suncus etruscus (white-toothed pygmy shrew)
Lineage: Eukaryota; Metazoa; Chordata; Mammalia; Eulipotyphla; Soricidae
Gene: RBM4
Product: RNA binding motif protein 4
Exons: 4
Coding region: 120-1214 (364 amino acids)
Biological process (GO): mRNA splicing, via spliceosome
Cellular component (GO): nuclear speck; cytosol
Molecular function (GO): zinc ion binding; mRNA binding
Source: RefSeq, a predicted model, not a curated record
CACCUGGAAGAUCUUCGUGGGCAACGUGUCGGCCGCCUGCACGAGCCAGGAGCUGCGCAGCCUCUUCGAGCGGCGCGGGCGCGUCAUCGAGUGCGACGUGGUGAAAGGCCGCGUCCGAGAUGGUGAAGCUGUUCAUCGGCAACCUGCCCCGCGAGGCCACCGAGCAGGAGAUCCGCGCCCUCUUCGAGCAGUACGGCAAGGUGCUGGAAUGCGACAUCAUCAAGAACUACGGCUUCGUGCACAUCGAGGACAAGACGGCGGCCGAGGACGCCAUCCGCAACCUGCACCACUACAAGCUGCACGGCGUCAACAUCAACGUGGAGGCCAGCAAGAACAAGAGCAAGGCGUCCACCAAGCUGCACGUCGGUAACAUCAGCCCCUCGUGCACCAACAAGGAGCUGCGGGCCAAGUUCGAGGAGUACGGGCCCGUCAUCGAGUGCGACAUCGUCAAAGACUACGCCUUCGUGCACAUGGAGCGUGCCGAGGACGCCGUGGAGGCCAUCAGGGGCCUCGACAACACCGAGUUUCAAGGCAAAAGAAUGCACGUGCAGUUGUCCACCAGCCGGCUUAGGACUGCGCCCGGGAUGGGAGACCAGAGCGGCUGCUAUCGGUGCGGGAAAGAGGGGCACUGGUCCAAAGAGUGUCCAAUAGAUCGUUCGGGCCGCAUGGCGGACUUUACCGAGCAAUAUAAUGAGCAGUAUGGAGCAGUGCGUACACCUUACACCAUGAGCUAUGGGGAUUCAUUAUAUUACAACAACGCUUACGGAGCGCUCGAUGCCUACUACAAGCGCUGCCGUGCUGCCCGGUCCUAUGAGGCAGUGGCGGCUGCAGCUGCCUCCGCGUAUAAUUACGCAGAGCAGACCAUGUCCCAGCUGCCACAAGUCCAGAACACAGCCAUGGCCAGUCACCUCACCUCCACCUCUCUCGAUCCCUACGAUCGACACCUGUUGCCGACCUCAGGAGCUGCUGCUGCUACAGCUGCUGCUGCUGCUGCAGCCGCUGCUGUGACUGCAGCUUCCACUUCAUAUUACGGGCGGGAUCGGAGCCCCCUGCGUCGCGCUACAGGCCCAGUCUCCACUGUUGGAGAGGGCUACGGUUACGGGCAUGAGAGUGAGUUGUCCCAAGCUUCAGCAGCUGCGCGGAAUUCCCUGUACGACAUGGCCCGGUAUGAGAGGGAGCAGUAUGCGGAUCGGGCGCGGUACUCAGCCUUUUAAAGCUUGAGGUGGGAUGUGUGUAGGCUGAAAUUUCGAGCGGCGAUUUGUCAUGAGAUACACCUUCAAGGUACCCAUCUCCGGGACAUUCUCGGCUCUGUUCGUUCAGUCCCUCAGGAACCGUGGACCUUAAUGAGCUUGCUCACUCAGUUCAAACCUCCUCUUCCUUUGCUCCUGUUCUUCCUGUACUUGUGUUCUUCCGUAGCUUCCUGUUCAUGCUCUGCCCUUCCUGCAAGCCUCAUUGUGUGCAGGAGCUAUGGUAGGGGACUGUCCCUGCCUCCUGUUUUCAUGAGUGUUGGAUUCAAAAACUGAGAAAGUUACAACUCCUAAAUCUUUGUGGCAGAUUAUUAUAGAAUUGAAUGACAUUUUCUUUACAGUGAAAUAAAUUGUUUUUCAACUUCGG